ACUAAUAUGUUGAUCCAGGAGGAUGCAGAUGAAACAGCGGCAGAGAUAAUGGAUGAACUGCUAACUACAGUCAUGGACCGCUGUUAUGAAGUGGACAUUGAAAGACAGAUUAUUCCCUUCACACUGUUCCGGAUCAAGAGCUACCUCACACAGACGGUAGAGCAGCAGAUGUUGUUUCUGGAUAGAGGAGAUGAAGAGGGAGAAUUAGCUAAAACAGAAGACUCAGAGCCUAUGCCAGCAACUCCAGAUUCCUGGGCUCAAGGAUGUGUGCCUGUGGUUUAUGCACCGCAUCAACCUGAACAAAUUUCCCUGCAGCUGGAUCCUUCUUCCUUACCCCGACAUUUCAUCUUAACUGAAUAUGAGAUUGUGGAUAACGACAUCUUAAAAGAUAAACCAAAAAAAAUCACUGGACCACUGAGGCCUCAUCCAACAUUAAAUAAGCAGGGAAGUGAGUGCACAGUGGUUUCAGCAAAUCCACUAACCAGCUCCAAGGAUCAGCCAAAACAGCUUCAGAAAAGAAAGGAUGGCAAUGUCUGUCCUUCUACACAUGGAAAAGAACGACAUGUGUCAAGUGGGCCUCUGACACCGGACACAAGGGUGUUGGAAAAGGCUGCUUCUCUAUUGGAUCCUACGACUGCGGUUAUCCACCCUCUCACGUUAGACUAUCGUUCACAGUCCAAGCUGAAGCCAGUACAAAGUAAACCAGCUGUGCCGCUGUUUUCAGUUGAUCAGGUUACUGCAGGUCCACCACCUAAGGUCACCCCAUUGUUUCCACCAACAAACUCCGACAACUACAAUGCUUAG
Molecule: messenger RNA, 804 nt
Organism: Cololabis saira (Pacific saury)
Lineage: Eukaryota; Metazoa; Chordata; Actinopteri; Beloniformes; Belonidae
Exons: 3
Coding region: 7-804 (265 amino acids)
Source: RefSeq, a predicted model, not a curated record